AUGACACUGUACGCUUAUUGUAAAAUCCGUUUCUUACCUCGUUUUGCUCUGGGAGAACCUUUCGUGCCAGCGCCACACACUCCCAACCACAUUUUCUUGGCCGUCGCCUCUCCCUCUUAUCCCGUAGUCGCCCCUCCCUCCUACCCCGCCAUCGCCAUUCCCUCCCAUCCCGCCGCCACCUCUCACCCCGUCGUCGCCUCUCACUCCCCGCCAUCGCCACUCCCUCCCAUCCCGCCAUCUCCACUACCUCCCAUCCCGCUGCCGCCUCUUCUCCCAUCCCGCCGCCGCCUCUCCCUUCUCCCCGCCGUCGCCUCUCCUUCCCUCCCCGCCGUCGCAUCUCCUUCCCUCCCCCCCGUCGACUCUCCUUCCCUCCCCGCCAUCGCCUCUCCUUCCCUCCCCCCCGUCGACUCUCCUUCCCUCCCCGCCGUCGCCUCUCCUUCCCUCCCCGCCGUCGCCUCUCCUUCCCUCCCCACCGUCGCCUCUCCUUCCCCCCCCCCCGUCGCCUCUCCUUCCCUCCCCGCCGUCGCCUCUCCUUCCCUCCCCGCCGUCGCCUCUCCUUCCCUCCCCGCCGACGCCUCUCCUUCCCUCCCCGCCGUCGCCUCUCCUUCCCUCCCCGCCGUCGCGUCCGGCGACAACGGGAAUUAA
Messenger RNA from Closterium sp. Naga37s-1, 645 nucleotides. NCBI's taxonomy places the organism in Eukaryota, Viridiplantae, Streptophyta, Zygnematophyceae, Desmidiales, Closteriaceae. The record is from the annotation of a GenBank genome assembly.